AUGUACAAGGAAUGUGUCUAUAAAAGGGAAAGCCGAAAGGAGUAUGAAGCACACCAAACCAACAUGGCUUCUUUGAACUUUACUUUAGCCACCCCCACCACCUCUUCCUCCCCGUUCUUUUCACAAACAACCACCAAACAACGACGGUUGAAGACACAUGGUAAGCAAACCCAUCGCUUCCAAGUCUCACGCAACGUCUCAUCAAAUAACCAUGAAAAACCACUCACCACAAACCCUCAACCACAAAAACUUAUACUACCACAAACAUCACUCGACUUGCAGAACGUCGACAGAAGGAAUUUGCUCCUGGGUCUCGGCGGAGUCUACAGCACCGUCAGCUUGUCCGGUCUGCCACCGGCCUUUGCAGAAGCUAUCAAGGCUCCGUUCAAUCAGCCUGAUCGACCAUGCAAAGAUGCCGUAUCCGGCUUCGACAGCAUUAAUAAAAAGCUACUUAGACCUAUUGACUGUUGCCCUCUGUCCAAAAAUGUCCCGGAGAGUGAUUUCAAGUUCCCUGAUGAAUCAAGCCAAACUCGAAUCAGAUAUCCACUACACAAACUUCCACUCGGGUAUCUAGAUAAAUAUAUGGAUGCGAUUCAGAAAAUGAGGGAUCUCCCAGACAGCGACCCACGCAGUUUCAAUAACCAAGCUAAAGUUCAUUGCGCUUACUGCAAUGGCAGUUACACACAAAAUAAUAAAGAACUCCAGAUUCACAACUCCUGGCUCUUCUUUCCCUUCCAUCGUUGGUACCUUUAUUUCUACGAGAGGAUACUGGGAGAUCUCAUUGGUGAUCAGACAUUCGGGUUACCCUACUGGAACUGGGACAACCCUGAAGGAAUGACAAUUCCACACUUCUUCGUAGAGAAACAGUGUAACAACUACAAGGUCGAAAACGGAGAAAACCCUCUGUAUGAUGUGUAUCGGGACAAAAGUCACAUCAGGCAGAUGAUGCGCAACGCCUUUGAUGCAACAAGCUUCUUCGGUGGCAAAUAUGUAGCUGGUGAUGAGCCCAUUCCCCGAGGAGAUAAUGUAGUUGGAUCCGUGGAGGCUGGUUGUCAUACGGCUGUUCAUAGAUGGGUUGGGAACCCUGAUCCAAAUGGGAAUAAGGAGGACAUGGGCAACUUCUACUCUGCGGGGUAUGAUCCUUUGUUCUACGUCCACCAUUCUAAUGUGGACCGAAUGUGGACUCUUUGGAAGCAAAUGGGAGGCAAAGAACCGACAGAUACUGACUGGGAAGACGCGUCAUACGUGUUUUACGAUGAGAAACAAAAUCCCCUACGUGUCUACAACAAACAAUCGGUGGAUUUGAGCAAGCUUAAAUACGAAUACCACAGCUCAGCCACUCCAUGGACGGAUAGACCACCAAGAUCACGCUGCAACAGACCCGAUUACCCGAAGAGAAACAACACAAAGGACUUCCCAUAUCAGAAGGACCCGCCAGAAAAGUUGACAUUAACCGACACUGUGAGGCUUCGAGUAAAGAGGCCUCCUGCUUCUAAAAACAGGAACGCUGAGCAAAAGAAAAGUGAAAAAGAGAUCUUGUGCUUCAUUGGAAUCAGUUUCGAUUGUACAGAGUCUGCAAAAUUUGACGUGUUUGUGAAUGAUUGUGACGAAGAACAGAUCACCCCGUGUGAUAGUGAGAAUGUGGGUUCUUUCGCGGCUGUUCCACAUGCUAAAGGCAUGGCAAUGGGUUGCAAGUCUGGGAUGAGGUUUUCGUUAACAGAGUUGUUGGAGGAAACAAAAGCUGAGGGGGAUGAGUUUAUUCGGGUGACAAUUGUGCCGAGGACACCCGGCAAGAAUGUCACCAUUGAUGCUAUCGAGAUCCGGUUGAUUCCAGUUCUUUAA
Molecule: messenger RNA, 1842 nt
Organism: Lactuca virosa
Lineage: Eukaryota; Viridiplantae; Streptophyta; Magnoliopsida; Asterales; Asteraceae
Source: the annotation of a GenBank genome assembly